Aspergillus alliaceus is the source of this 1729-nucleotide messenger RNA. Its product is annotated as pyridoxal kinase. The transcript is spliced from 5 exons. Gene Ontology annotation, molecular function: pyridoxal kinase activity. Gene Ontology annotation, biological process: pyridoxal 5'-phosphate salvage. The coding region runs from base 538 to 1575 and encodes 345 amino acids. The record is from RefSeq and is a predicted model, not a curated record. NCBI's taxonomy places the organism in Eukaryota, Fungi, Ascomycota, Eurotiomycetes, Eurotiales, Aspergillaceae. Gene Ontology annotation, cellular component: cytosol.
GCAGCCAAGCCAUAUCCUAGCAAUGAUAUUCUCUCUCUACUUCCUUAUGAAUGUGCUCUGUAGUCUCUUUUCUUAUCGCUCGAUAAAGCACGAUGGGAAUCCAACCCAACCGGCGACGCCAGCCAAUCAAGACCCAGAGAAUCUCAUCCCACAUUUCUAUCCGACUGACUAAGAAACUUAUGAAUGCAGCACUUUCUGGCCGUUGACCGAUUAUUGACCCCUCUCGUGAGAAUCAGCUUGCUACCGUGGACAACCUGUAUCUUUGACUUACCCACCAAGUCCCUGCGUUAGCAUCUCCGCUCCUUCACUAUGUCCGCAGACCCUCUGGUCCCCGAGACUCGGGUCCUGGCCAUUGCAAGCCAUGUUGUCUAUGGGUAUGUGUCCCAUCGUGGUUGAGAUCCCGGAGAAUCGAAUCGAGUCCCCCUGCUUCUCCAGAUCUUACAUCGCCCCGCAAUGACUCCCCGCGGGACCAUCUACCCAAACCUUAUCAUAGUUUGUAGUUGCUAAUACCAGACCACCAGCUAUGUCGGAAACAAAAUGGCAACGCUGGUCAUGCAACUCCUCGGCUGUGAUGUUGCGGCCCUGAACACCGUCCAUUUCAGCAAUCACACCGGCUACGGCCAAUUCAAAGGCACACGGGCAACAGCCGAGCAGAUCACUGAGCUCUACGAGGGUCUAUGCCAGAGCCACCUAACAGACUUCGACGUCAUGCUCUCCGGCUACGCGCCCAGCGCCGCAGCCGUCGAAGCCGUCGGCGCAAUCGGCAUGGACCUGCAGCGCAAGGCCGAAAAGAACCCCGGCUCGUUCUUCUGGGUCCUGGACCCAGUGAUGGGCGACCAAGGCCGCCUCUACGUCAACGACGAAGUAGUCCCCGCCUAUAAGAAAAUCAUCCACCACGCGGACUUGAUCCUGCCCAACCAGUUCGAAGCAGAAGUCCUCUCCGGCACGAAGAUAACCUCCCUAUCCACCCUCGCCUCAGCCAUAACCGCCAUCCACGCCACCUACAACAUCCCUCACGUAAUAAUCACCUCCGUCGACAUCUCCAAAUUCACCUCGCCAUCCCGAUCUACCUCCCAAUCCGCGCCAAAAACCCUAACCAUCAUCGGCUCAACAACCCGCUCCGACGGCUCCCCGCGCCUCUUCCGCAUCGACGUCCCCGCCCUGGACUGUUACUUCAGCGGCACAGGAGACAUGUUCGCCGCGCUGAUCGUCGCCCGUCUCCGUGAAGCCGUUUUCGCAGAGGACCCGGUCCUCCGAGGCACCAGGUCCUGGGUUUCACCUGAUAGGGUCGGGGCGACGGAUUUGCCGCUGGCGAGGGCGACGGUGCGGGUCUUGGCUAGUAUGCAUUGCGUGCUAGAGAAGAUGAUGGAGGAGCGGGAUGCGGAGUUGAGGGCUGUGGAUGCGCGGGGGGAUGAGGGGUUAAGUGAGGAGGAGAAGGUGAAGAGGGUGCAUUUGAGGAAGAGUAAGGCGGCAGAGGUGAGGCUUGUACGGAAUGUGGGGUUUUUGAGGGAGCCGACGGUGGUGUUUGAGGCGGUGGAGUGGAGAGAGGAGGAUUUGCCGGGUUUCAGUAAUUAGCUAGAUUGAUAGAUAAAUGGUGCAUGUUGCAUGUUGCUUGAUUAUGAUAUGAGAUGAGAUGACAUGAUAUGAUAGAUGGAGAUUAUUAGAUGGUGGCUUUAUCUAUAGCUGUAUAUGCUUUUCUUUUCACUUGACUAUAUAUUCUACUCGGUGG